Molecule: messenger RNA, 231 nt
Organism: Macrosiphum euphorbiae (potato aphid)
Lineage: Eukaryota; Metazoa; Arthropoda; Insecta; Hemiptera; Aphididae
Source: the annotation of a GenBank genome assembly
AUGCCACGCAAAAAAAAAAAGAUUCGAGCACCAGUCGACGAACCAAAAGAAAAGUUAUUUUGUCCCCGCACUAUGGUAAGGUAUGACGGAUCACAUAGCGAUUACCCAACAAAAUGGAUAUGCAAGAUGUGCCUGAAGGUCAUCUUAAGUGAGGAAGCCGUCAAAAACCACUUGAUCACGUGUAGCAGCCAAUACAACAGAGCAAUGCCUCCCCCACAAAUGAAAAAGUAA